Klebsormidium nitens is the source of this 2026-nucleotide messenger RNA. NCBI's taxonomy places the organism in Eukaryota, Viridiplantae, Streptophyta, Klebsormidiophyceae, Klebsormidiales, Klebsormidiaceae. The record is from the annotation of a GenBank genome assembly.
GUGCAUGCCUGUUCCAUUGGUGGCGAGAGAACAUGCUGCUGGCCAGCGUGCUUCCGCCGCAUUGCACCAAGAUCUGAAACUAGUUAAAAGAGUACUUGCUUGAAAGGGUGCACCACCUUCUUUGCAUGGAACUCCAUCCAAGUCGAAGGCAUCCAAAGAGCAGAUGCAUGGAAGAUGCGAAGGAGGACAAGUUUUUAUGACCUUCCUGCAUCGCCAGGAACCUCAACGCGUCGUUGGAGAGUUGGAGUGUGCCAAAAAUGUUUGCUGUUAAGCAUGUGCAGCAUGGUGGGCAUCACUGUCGCUUGGGAAGCAGUGGUGCGUUGGGCGGUACAACCAGCAGACGGUGCCACCGAACUGCCCCCGCACACGUUGCAGGCCAUCGAGAACCAGGCUGGGUGGGAAACUCCAGCUCAGGAUGUGGUUCUCUUGGAAGCUGGAUCUGGGAAACCACCAGACACGGAUGGAAGCACGGAUUUGAAGACACUCCUCCCUGGAUCGUUGGAGCUGGGCUCAUCAAGCAAAAACUUGGGGAUCGUUGAUAGCGCCAUUGGAGAAGAAAGGGGCUCGUUAGGCCCAGCGACAGAGGGGGCAGGGGGUGUCUGGCAGCAGCCAGAGGGCAAUCAAGAUGUGCCGUGCAUAGAAACUGAGCUGCGGGUGUUGGCGAACCCCAAGGGACAUCUGGUGGUCCAUGCCAAUGGGGGUCUGAACCAGAUGCGGCUGGGGAUCGCGGAUAUGGUGGCAAUCGCCCGAGUGUUGGAGGCCGCGCUGGUCGUGCCGUACCUGGACGCACGGUCGUUCUGGCAGGACAACAGCACGUUUGAGGAGCUGUUCGACCUGCCGUUCUUUAUCGAGGCCCUCCCGGAUGACGUGCCGGUGGUGGCUGCCCUCCCGGCAGAGCUGCAGGGUGCCCCCGUGGCGCGGAAACACUUCAAGACGUGGUCCGACCUGCAGUACUACCACAGCAUGAUCGCCCCCCUCUGGCAGAACUACAAGGUGAUCGAGGUCGCCAAGACUGACACCACGCUGGCCAACAACGAGCUGCCGCCCUCAGUCCAGAAGCUGCGCUGCAAGGUCGCAUUCCACGCGCUGCGCUUUGCGGCGCCCAUGCGCACCCUGGCCGACGGCUUGGUGCAAAAGCUUCGGGCGCGGGGACCCUUUGUGGCGUUGCACCUGCGGUACGAGAAGGACGUGCUGGCAUUCAGCGGCUGCACGCACGGCCUCGCGCCCGCAGAGGCAGACGCACUGACAGCGGUCAGGCUGGCCACGCCGCAGUGGCGCGUGAAGGAGAUCAACCCGCUCGAGGCGCGCCGCUCGGGGCGGUGCCCGCUCAGCCCCUCGGAGGUGGGCCUAACUCUGCGCGCGCUCGGCUUCGGGCGCGAUACAGUGAUUUACUUGGCCUCGGGGGAGCUCUUUGGCGGACCGGACGCGCUGGCUCCGCUUAGAGAGCAGUUCCCCAACCUAGUUACCAAGGAGUCGCUGGUCCCGCCGGCGCAGCUGACCGCCCUGCAAGCCCACUUGAAUCAAUGGGCCGCAGUGGACUACGUCAUCAGUGUUGCAAGUGACGUCUUCGUCGCAACCUUCUCGGGCAACAUGGCGAAAGCUGUGCGAGGGCACCGACGAUUCUCGGGGCAUAGGAAAACAAUACAUCUGCAAGGAAAGGAGCUGAUUCCGGUCUUGGACGAGUUCGCUGCCGGGAACGUUGACGUUGCCACGUGUUGGCAGCAGCUGGCGGCGGCUCAGGGCAGCGACUCUGGGCAGGCGCGGGUGCGAGCCAAGGGCUUGAAAGACGAGGGGAUGAGCAGACAGGAGGCGAGGAAAGGCGAGGAGUACUUUUAUGCGAACCCCCUUCCCGAGUGCCUGUGUGCCGCUGUAGAAAAGCGCGAACAAACGUUGACGAGAGUCGUUCUAUGAAUACGUGCGCGCAUGUCGAGCGUACGCAUUCUUGCAGCAGGGCCUCAAAUCAUGGUGAUUUGAAGGGCAUGUAUUAAUGUCAUAAACGCGAACGCGAAGGGUGAUGCCACAGUGC